AUGUACGGAUUAUACCUUUGCGACAUUUGUGUGUCGCGAUUAAUGAUAAAUAAGGAGGUGUACAAGGAUACAGAUGGGUCGAAGCUCGUGGCGAAAGUGGUCUUCAUUAAUUUCCCAGCCACUGAGAUCGUCGAACGCAAUCGAUACGUUAAAGACGAAAUCAUUUACGUUUACGAGUUCAACAACGGCCAGUCUUUUCAUUUCUCAAUGCCGUGCGAGCAACUGGUCAGGAAGAUGAAGAGGAUCUUUUUAAACAUCGGCGUUUUCAGGGUGGACGAUAAUUUCCCUAUUUGUUCCGCUCAGUCUCGCGCCAGCGGUUGUGCUUGCGAUUUGGGGAAAAUUGGCGUGGAGGGUUCAACGCCGUUUGUAUUUAGAGGCCCGUUUGAACUCGUGGACACUGGCAACAAUUUCGCUGGCUAUUUAGAUCUCGACGUUACGGUUACAAAUUUGGGAAGAAGCGUUGUGACUCCGUAUGUCCUCGCGCCUAAUUGCUUCGUCUUCAAAAACCACCACGAUGGACAAGAAUACAAGUGCAGUACGAAGGAAUUAUCGAAACUAUCCCAAAGGACGAAUAAUUUAGCGGCUAUGGGAAAUCUCGUGAUGGACAAUCUGUUGGACACAUCUCCGCAUGGCAAUCUGAUGAAAGAUGUCGCUGGAAUUUCUUCGGUGGCUGAUCAACUUGCUCUAGGGAGUCCACCCCCUAAAUUACCACGGCCACCAUUGGUGGAUCCAACGUUGGUCACGCAUCUGCUCUGCAUGAGGGAGGCGGAAUGCGCUGUCUGUUCUAAGUUCACGCGAAUGUUAGCUAUUAUCCCGCCACGGACAGUCCGUUUUCGUCGAAGGGCAACAAUAAUUUCCUGA
Frieseomelitta varia is the source of this 861-nucleotide messenger RNA. RefSeq lists its product as uncharacterized. The record is from RefSeq and is a predicted model, not a curated record. The coding region runs from base 1 to 861 and encodes 286 amino acids. NCBI's taxonomy places the organism in Eukaryota, Metazoa, Arthropoda, Insecta, Hymenoptera, Apidae. The transcript has 6 exons.